Emys orbicularis (European pond turtle) is the source of this 1866-nucleotide messenger RNA. It is a transcript of the gene XKR6, whose product is annotated as XK related 6. Bases 1 to 1866 code for a protein of 621 amino acids. Gene Ontology annotation, cellular component: plasma membrane. NCBI's taxonomy places the organism in Eukaryota, Metazoa, Chordata, Testudines, Emydidae. Gene Ontology annotation, biological process: engulfment of apoptotic cell; apoptotic process involved in development; phosphatidylserine exposure on apoptotic cell surface. The record is from RefSeq and is a predicted model, not a curated record. The transcript has 3 exons.
AUGGCGGCCAAGUCGGACGGCGGCGGCGGGGGCGCGGGGGUCGGCUUCGCCCAGCUGCACAACCUGGACGAGGCGGCGGCGGCCGCGGCGGGGGGCGGCGGCGACGGGGCGGACGAGCAGGGCGGCAGCAGCUCCCUGCACAUCUGCCACUGCUGCAACACCUCGUCGUGCUACUGGGGCUGCCGGAGCGCCUGCCUGCGGAGCCUGCUGGGGCGGGCGGGGGGCCGGGCCGGGGGCGGCGGGGGCACGGACCCGCUGGCCCCGGGCUCCUCCUCCGAGGGGCCGCCGCACUCCCCGGGGGGGCCCGGCGGCGGGGGCGGCGGCGAGCGGCCGUGGCUGGACUGCCUGUGGAUCGUGCUGGCGCUGCUGGUGCUGCUGGGGGACGUGGGCACGGACCUGUGGCUGGCCCUGCAUCACUACGGGCGGCGGGACUACGUGUGGUGCGGCCUGACCCUGGCCUUCGUGCUGCUGCCCUCCGUGCUGGUGCAGAUCCUCAGCUUCCGCUGGUUCGUGCAGGACUACACGGGCGGCGGGCUGGGCGCCGUGCAGGGCCUCAGCAGCCGCGGGCCGCCCAUGAUGGGGGCCGUCGGGCGCCGGCCGGGGGCCGCCGGCACCGUCACCCCGGGGGCCCAGCGCCUCUGCAGGCUCUCCGUCUGGAUCUGGCAGGCCGUCAUCCACCUGCUGCAGAUGGGACAGGUCUGGAGGUAUAUCCGAACCAUGUACCUGGGGAUCCAGAGCCAGAGGCGGAAGGAACACCAGCGGCGCUUCUACUGGGCUAUGAUGUACGAGUAUGCAGACGUAAACAUGCUGCGCCUCCUGGAGACUUUCCUGGAGAGCGCGCCCCAACUGGUGCUACAGCUCUGCAUAAUGAUCCAAAAGAACCGUGCAGAAACAUUACCAUGUGUGUCCUCUGUGGCGUCCCUGAUGUCCCUGGCUUGGGUGCUAGCCUCCUAUCACAAGCUUCUUCGGGACUCUAGGGAUGACAAGAAGAGUAUGAGCUACAGAGGGGCCGUCAUACAUCUCUUCUGGCGCCUCUUCACCAUCUCAUCCAGAGUUAUCUCUUUUGCCCUCUUUGCUUCCAUCUUCCAGCUCUACUUUGGGAUCUUUGUAGUGGUCCACUGGUGUGCCAUGGCUUUCUGGAUCAUCCAUGGUGGGACUGACUUCUGCAUGUCUAAGUGGGAGGAGAUCCUCUUCAACAUGGUGGUAGGGAUUGUGUACAUUUUCUGCUGGUUUAAUGUCAAGGAAGGGCGGACUCGAUACAGAAUGUUUGCAUAUUACACUGUAGUCUUGACAGAGAAUGCUGCCUUGACGCUCCUUUGGUAUUUUUACAGAGAUCCUACAACUACUGACUCAUAUGCCGUGCCAGCACUGUGUUGUGUCUUUCUUAGCUUUGCUGCUGGGAUAGCUUUGAUGCUCUUCUAUUAUGGUGUGCUGCAUCCCAUGGGGCCGAGAGCUAAGAUUUUUGCCAGCUCCUGUUGCGCCGAGCUGCUCUGGGGCAUUCCUUUGCCUCCUGAUGUUGAGCCCAUGGCACCCGAAACCCCUGGGUACCGGGGGGCCCAGGCUACGCCUACCAGAGCGGUCACGGAGCAACAGGAGGAACUCACAGCUGACACUUGCUUGCCAGUUUUCCAGGUGAGAGCAAUGGUGCCAUCUACUCCAUCUGGGCGAGCCUACUACCCAGAAGGCCCUCUCAUUAAGAUUGACAUCCCAAGAAAGAGAUACCCUGCAUGGGAUGCCCAUUUUGUAGACAGGAGGUUAAGAAGAACUAUCAACAUUCUCCAGUAUGUCACCCCCACAGCUGUAGGUAUUAGGUAUAGAGAUGGACCUCUCUUGUAUGAGUUGCUACAAUAUGAGUCUUCACUUUAA